AUGGUACAGAGACAAGGCACUCAUUCAAGAAGAAGCUGGAACAUUCUGCUGAUGAACCUGGCUCAAGCACAAACCUGGCCACCAAAACAACUCACAAGACUUUCAAAGCAAGUGUGUUUAGAAAUGGUGAUUGGAAUGUGGCUGAGCCUUUCUCAAUAAAACAUUCAGUGACAUGUGAUGAUUUCCACAUCAAACCCUCCACAACAAGCCAUAAUGGUGGAUUGAAAGAUACAAAAGAACAAAAACAGGAUGAGUUACAACCUUCCAUCAGCCCAAAAGACAAUCAACGUAGCACUCACUUUGUGUUAGGAACCAACAUAGGUGAUAGGAGUUCACUUUAUCGUAAAGCCAAAUCUGGAAGACUGCUGGCCCUCUUGUUCAACACACACAUCAGAUUUCAUUGACCACAAGACUGGAAUCACUCAUUUGACUCAGGGAAGGGCGGCAGAUGCAAAACUUAAUCAAGCACGUCACAAUACUCUUGCUUUUGUUUUAUCAUGUGAUGUGCAGCGUCAUGCGGGUGACAGACAGGCAUCAAUGACAGGGAGUGGUUACUUACACCCACCAAAAGACCAUCCAUAUCUGAGCCCCCAGAGGGAACUAAAGAGUCGAUAUCAAUACUUGGACAGUGAUGGAGCCCUUCUUAGAGCACCAGAGUGGCCUUCACCAUCAGAGACAAAGGAGGAAUUUAUUCCCUUUGAAGAGCUGGUUACGGGCAGUGGAGCAGCCAAACUAAUGCAGAACAAAGUUGAUUGCCAGGAGAGAAUUACAGAUAACAGGAAAACACAUUUUCAGUUUGGGUCAGAUGAUGACCCUAAACACACAGAGCAGCACGACCAGUUUGUAUCAUCUCUGCACCUUGAUCCAGCCCUUCCAGCUGAGAAAAAGGCCCGAACACAAAUACUCCUAUGCCCACCCAAGGUGAGAAAACACUUUGCAUUCUUUGCAUGCCUAAUGGAGUCUACUGAAAUAACAGAGCAGGGAAGAUUUGGAGUGUCAGAGCCUCUCCUUCAGGACAAGGUAGCCAUCAUCCAACAUCAAAUGCAGCAGUUAAAUCAACAGAGGAGUGGUAGAAUUUCUACUGACGACCUGAAAUCUGUUUUGGCAAAACUUGGAUUGGACAUGGAGGAGAAAACCUUAGAAAAACUUCUUGAUAUGUGCGACAGAAGUACUGGUCUCGUGGACUACCAAAAAUUUGUGAAAUAUAUGACGAAAGUUUCCCUCAUUAGUUCUGGAAAUAAACCAUCAACGACUUCAGUAAUGAGGGUGGAUUUCUGUCCACCAGAACAAAGAAGACUAACCUCUGCUCAGCUGCGCACGAUAGAAAUGUCCAAAAAGAUUUCGCCAGUGACAGUGAACUCGCAUUACUUUCACAAGUAUAACUCGGGAGCACCUCGUCUCUCAACCACGGCUCAGGAUUUCGUCCAACCAGACAGAAUAACAGGAAAUUCUCGUCUAUCUGUGUGAUAACAUGGAGAAACAAGUCGCUGAUCUAGUUGCAGCCAAAUUUCCUCAGGAAUGGUAGAGUUUCUCAGGCUGUUUAGUGUCGUUGAGUAUUAAGUGCGGAAGGUACAUGACUUGGGAUUGUAUUGCAACACGUGUCUUACCGAUCACGUGACCUUCCCGAGGUGCCUCGUAGGAACCCGCCUCCUCCUUUUUUAAAUGCAUUACAAUGUUUGUAAAAGCGUAGAAUUAAAGGAAGUUGGUGUACAUAAUAAACCAAAUUGUUCGGAUGAGACCUUAAUCUGGAGGAAACUUAAAUCGUCUUACUCUAUGUAGUUGUGGACUACGGCCGACUCUAGUUAUAGGUAUAAUUAUCUUGAUCCAGAUUGUUCGUGUCUGGAAUGUCUGAAUUAUGCUUCGAGACUAGAACCUAAACACUCCAGUUUGCUUUUUUAACUAUUAUUUUUCUAUGGUUUGUUAGCCUGGAAGUCUGAACGAUUGUUUUACACACAAGUUCAGUUUCUUCGAAACAAAAUUUCCAAGGAGUCAACGAACUACCCAUAACUGAAAUAUCAAUUAAUACCCUAGUGAUAGAUUUUGCCAACUUUCUAUAAAAAAAGAUACAUUUUAAAAAGAAAUUCAGUGAAAUGUAACUCUCAGAGUCUAAAGUCUUGCCUGCGACCUAUAUUCAAAAAACCUAUUAAUUUUAUGCACCCAAUCUCUGCAUAAGAAGUGACGAAAAAUUAUCCGCAAACGGCUCUUCGUAAAAAGUCAGAGUUGCCACCCAGGAUACCUAAGAUAAGAAAAGCGUCAUCCUGAAUUAAACUGUAGUCUCUUCAGAAGCCUUAAUUUGCGUACUAUUGACUACAGUUCCACUUUCUCCUGUGCCAUUUUUGUUCUCAUUUUCGUCAGCUUCACAGUGAUCCUUUAGCAACACGGUUUCUUCUUUUGUUGGUGCCUCUUCUGAAGUCUUCAUAUUGCACCAGGAAAAAAUGUCACUCCAUUUAAACUGCCCCCAGUCCCCUUGUGGUCCUAUCGUGCAGCAAAGAGCUUGAAAGAAGAAAGUCGAAAAGGCCCAUCCCAGAGUCAUCACUAGCAUUAGGAAAUGUCCCAUCU
Molecule: messenger RNA, 2559 nt
Organism: Stylophora pistillata
Lineage: Eukaryota; Metazoa; Cnidaria; Anthozoa; Scleractinia; Pocilloporidae
Source: RefSeq, a predicted model, not a curated record